Molecule: messenger RNA, 2244 nt
Organism: Panicum hallii
Lineage: Eukaryota; Viridiplantae; Streptophyta; Magnoliopsida; Poales; Poaceae
Product: cell division cycle 20.2, cofactor of APC complex-like
Exons: 6
Coding region: 532-1959 (475 amino acids)
Biological process (GO): positive regulation of anaphase-promoting complex-dependent catabolic process; positive regulation of ubiquitin protein ligase activity; anaphase-promoting complex-dependent catabolic process
Cellular component (GO): anaphase-promoting complex
Molecular function (GO): protein binding; ubiquitin ligase activator activity; anaphase-promoting complex binding
Source: RefSeq, a predicted model, not a curated record
GGAUGAUUUCCUCGGGCACUAGCCGUUACGGCUACAAAGCCCUCGUCCCUCCCUCCCGUAUAAUCUCCCCCUCGGAUUCGACCAAAAACCCACCUGAAAGAAACCUCCCCACCGCCUAAGCAAAAUCCUUCCCUCCUCUCGGCUCCCGAUCUCGUCGUCCUCCGUCGCCGCCAGCGAAUCCACCGAGCGAUCCGGGGGACGACGCCGUCUCGCGACUAGAGCUUUCCGGGAUCCCCCGUGCCUUCUCUUCUUCCCUUUUCGUGUCUCUUUGAUUGAAUUGCCUGCUGCACCAUUCAAAAAAAAAAAAAAUUGUCUGCUGCGUGUGCCGAUCUUGAAAAAAAAAUCUGAUUGAUUUCCGAGUUCAAUCGUUAGCCUCGCUUUGGUUUCUUGUUCUUUGGUACUAGAUAGAAUCGUUGCGGUAGGGUACCCUUGCGUGAAUCCUGUUUCUUGCUCGUGGUGGUGGUAGUAGAUCCCUUCUACUAGUUGCGGUGUGCUUCGUUUCCUUGUUCGUGUUGCUUCUAGUUCUAACACAUGGACGCAGGAUCCAAUUCCAUCUCGUCGCAGAAGAGCGGCAGUCGGCGCGCGGCGGCCCAGCGGCCGCCGUUCCAGGAGGCCGGGUCCAGGCCGUACAUGCCGCCGCUCAGCACGGGGUCCCGCAACCCGUCGGCCAAGUGCUACGGCGACAGGUUCAUCCCGGAGCGGUCGGCGAUGGACAUGGACUUGGCGCACUACCUGCUGACGGAGCCGAGGAAGGGCAAGGAGAACCCGGCGGCGGUGGCGUCCCCGGCCAAGGAGGCGUACCGGAAGCUGCUGGCCGAAAAGCUGCUCAACAACCGCACCAGGAUCCUCGCCUUCCGGAACAAGCCGCCGGAACCUGAGAACAUGCUCACGGAUCUUCGUUCUGAUGCAGUCCAAGCCAAGCCGGCGAAGCAGCGCCGACACAUUCCCCAGUCUUCAGAAAGGACUCUGGAUGCUCCGGAGCUCGCUGACGAUUACUACCUCAACCUGCUAGACUGGGGAAGCAGCAAUGUGCUGUCCAUUGCGCUGGGCAGCACGGUGUACCUCUGGGAUGCCUCCAGUGGAUCUACGUCUGAGCUUGUUACCGUCGAUGAUGACUAUGGUCCCGUCACAAGCGUUAGCUGGGCUCCUGAUGGCCGGCACAUUGCUGUAGGCCUAAACUCCUCUGAUGUCCAGCUUUGGGACACCACCUCGAACCGACUGCUGAGGACACUACGAGGUGUGCAUGAAUUGAGAGUCGGUUCUCUGGCAUGGAACAACAGCAUCCUGACAACUGGUGGCAUGGAUGGCAAGAUCGUGAACAAUGAUGUGAGGAUCAGGAACAAUGUUGUGCAGACAUAUCAUGGGCAUGAGCAGGAGGUGUGUGGGCUCAAAUGGUCAGGAUCAGGGCAGCAACUGGCCAGUGGUGGAAAUGACAACCUUCUACACAUCUGGGAUGUGUCCAUGUCAUCCUCUGUACAGUCUGCUGGGCGUACGCAAUGGUUGCACAGGCUUCAGGAUCACUUGGCUGCCGUGAAGGCACUGGCAUGGUGCCCAUUCCAGAGCAACCUGCUGGCUUCUGGCGGUGGUGGGGGUGAUCGCUGCAUCAAGUUCUGGAACACCCACACUGGUGCAUGCCUCAACUCAGUUGACACUGGAUCGCAAGUGUGCGCGCUGCUCUGGAACAAGAAGGAGAAGGAGCUGCUGAGCUCACACGGGUUCACUCAGAAUCAGCUCACCUUGUGGAAGUACCCGUCGAUGGUUAAGAUGGCUGAACUCAAUGGCCAUACCUCCCGCGUCCUGUUCAUGGCUCAGAGUCCUGAUGGAUGCACUGUGGCAUCUGCUGCAGCAGAUGAGACAUUGCGGUUCUGGACUGUGUUUGGAACUCCUGAAGCGGCGCCUAAGGCUGCAGCCAAGGCUUCCCACACUGGGAUCUUCAACAGUUUCAACCAUAUCCGAUGAAGAAAUGACAUCAUUGUUCUAAAGAGACCUUCCAGAGCCUCCAGACCUGCUUGUUGAUAGGAAUGUGCCCUUUAACGGCACCACCAAAACACCAUCGAGCUGAUGUUCCACAGAAGAGAUCAUCAUACAGUAGUGUUGACUAUUUUGGGUUUCUAGCAUUGUAAUCACAUUUACAUUAUAUUUCUCCUUGGUAUGCUGGUAACACUGGUUGCUGGUCCAUAAUACUGUACGUUGCUGAUCCAUAAUAUUGUACAUAAAGUUUUGAUAUAAAAAGCUUAUAUAAUA